Molecule: messenger RNA, 615 nt
Organism: Schistocerca nitens (vagrant locust)
Lineage: Eukaryota; Metazoa; Arthropoda; Insecta; Orthoptera; Acrididae
Exons: 3
Coding region: 1-615 (204 amino acids)
Source: RefSeq, a predicted model, not a curated record
AUGACGAGGCGCGCCGCAGACGAGGUGCGCGUCGACGAUGGCGGCGCGUCGCCGCUGUCGCAGCCGCCGACGCCCUCCGCCGACGACGCCGCCGCCGCAGACGCCGCCGCCGCCGCAGCAGCAGCGGCGGCCGCGGACGCGGUCCGCGCCACGCCGCCGGCGUCGCCGCCCAGCCCGCCGCUGAUGCUGGCCACCAUGACGCCGGUGAGCGUCAUCGAGCUGCAGAAGGACCUCUGCGACGCGGCGGCCGCCGCCGACCACGCCGCCAAAGCCGCCUACGAGGAGGCGGCGGCAGCGGCGGCGGCCGGCAUCGUCAACGUGGGUGGCAUGACGGUGGUGCAGGCGCCGCCGCAGCUGUUCGGCGCGCCUGCGGGCCCCGCCACCACGGUGCUGGUGCUGUCCGAGCUGGUGGACGACAUGGCGCCCGUCAUCGGACUCAGCGGGCGACCAGUGGUGCGUGUCCCUUGUGGCGUCGAGGCUCGGCAGCUCAGCAGGUGGCUGACGUUCGCGGCAGCCGUGGCGUCUGUCCGCGGGCGCUGCGUGCCUCCUGCUCGCCGUGUUACGCAACGCGCGCUCCGUUUUCCUCACCGCGAGGCCGACCACGCAGCGCCGUAA